AUGUUCAGGACAAACACCCAUGGCUCCCUGGCCAGGCGGCGGACCAGUCUCUCCGCGAGAUCGGUCACACGCACGGACUCGGCGGUCGAGCGCGAGCACAAGGCACUCACGGAGCUUAGGGAGUUGUGCCGCAAGAACAACGUGUCGUGGCCCAAGAGCGAGCUGGUGGCGGCUGGUGCCGGCGAUUCCUCGGAACACGCUGACGGCAACGAGGAUUCUAAUCUCUUGCGAUAUCUGGUCGCGCGGAAGUACGAUGUUCACGCCGCGUUCAAGCAGUAUGCGGCGUCGGCCAAAUGGCGCCACGAGAUCCAGCUGGAGAAGACGUACGACGAUGUCGACAUUGCAAAGUUCGAGACCAUCCGGAGGCUGCAACCCCAAUGGACAGGCCGGCGAGAUGACACGGGCGUCCCCAUCAUGGUCUAUGUCGUCGCCCAGGUGAAGCCCGAAGACAUCCUCGCCUUGCACAAGAUGGACCCGGCAUUGUCGAGCGUCUUCCUUGCUGCCGAGUAUGUGACUCAGUUUGUCCAGCCUUUGUGCGGCAAACUCCAGCAUCGGCGGACGAGCAAAUCAAUCAACAUCAUCGACCUGUCCCAUGUCGGGAUCCCCACGUUCUGGAGAUUGAGGAGACUGCUCAACGCCGCUAGCACCAUGGCCACAGCACACUAUCCCGAGACAGUCAAGAGGAUAUAUGUCGUCGGGGCUCCCGCGUUCUUCCCUCAGAUCUGGAAAUUCAUCACCAUGUGGUUCGAAAAGGAGACGACGCGCAAAAUAUUCGUCCUCGGCCACCACGAGAGCGCCCAGAUCCUGCGCCGGGACCUGGGCGCCGAGAACCUGCCCAAACGCUUCGGCGGCGACCUCGAUUGGGAGUUUGGAGCGUUCCCCAACCUCAGCCCGGACGCCGAGGUGUUGAGCAGCAGCUUGUUCACCAAGUGGGUUGAAGGUCCUCUGCGACUCCUGGACGGCCCGGAGGGGAAGUCGAGGAUCGUCGCGGUCGGGUCGCGGAACGGCGAGUUGAGGAGGGACGAGCUGUGA
This is a messenger RNA of Fonsecaea multimorphosa CBS 102226, 1032 nucleotides long. RefSeq lists its product as uncharacterized. The transcript is spliced from 5 exons. Lineage: Eukaryota; Fungi; Ascomycota; Eurotiomycetes; Chaetothyriales; Herpotrichiellaceae. Bases 1 to 1032 code for a protein of 343 amino acids. The record is from RefSeq and is a predicted model, not a curated record.